AUGGACCGAUACACCUGCUUUGACACAGCCUCUCUACUAUCCUACCCCUUCAGAGUCGCAUUGGGCGACUAUCCCCCUACAAAAGCUCAUCUCUUCCUUCUCUCGGCCCCCAAGCGGCGCGAAAAGCCUGGAAAAUGCCACCACCAGCAGCCCACGCGCUUCCAUCAAAACCCUUUGCCGAAAUUACAUGAUCCACGGACUAGCACUCCUGCAAGGAAAAGCCCCUACGACGGGUUGGAGCAGUUCCACCCCGUCCAAGAAGCCGGGUACUCAUACGGCCUCAUCGCCCCAUUUGAUGACUCCUGCGAAGCACCUCUGCACAGCCUAGAGCGUCUCGCGGAAAUCAUGUUCUUCCCCAAGCACAUGCUCUCCAUCCUCAACAGCCCGUAUUACUUAGUGCGCUUUCGCGAGUUUCUUCUCGAAGAGUGCCCACACUCACUCCAGAUGCUAACCUAUUACUCGAAUACGCGUAAGGCGCUAAAAGCAAUCGAGACGCGAACGUUCUGGUUCGAUGCUCCAUCCAUGUGCCUCCAAUCACCAUCGCGGCCUCAGAACAAGUCGGGGAAAGUUUCAAUCUGGCACUCCAGCGUCGCGUCCAGGAAGCACCACAAGUGCUUACAGCUGAAGAACUGCCGGUAUUUAUCACAAGACAAUCCGAUUGUCUUUGCGUCAGAAAAGUUCCAUCGCACAACGCAAUAUGAAACGGACUAUGUGCUUGGCCGCAACUGUCGGUUCUUCCAGGGUCCCAAGACGAACCCCAAUAGAUUGAGAAGAAUUAAAGACGCACUGGAAGCUGGAAAACAUCGUUCCGAGCUGUUCCUUAAUUAUCACCACGAUGGCUCGCCAUUCACGAACAUUCUGCAAUGCGCGCCCCUCUGCGAUAGCCAGGGCACGGUCCGAACGGAAGCUGGGUAUCCUCCCGAAAAGGACGGGGUGACGAAAGAAGUUGUCUACUCGCACGAGUUUCGCGAGCUAAGCGAAUUAUUCAGUCCGCGGGAGCUUGAGGUAACGCACGAGGUGGGAGGCAAUCUCUUUAGUCCAGUUCCAUCAGUGAAGGAUCAAAAUUGGCAAGGUCGUAGUCGCGCAUGUUCAACAGCCGACACAAUCGAGACGGAUGCACUUCGGGAGAGAGACAUCAAGACCACGCUUUUCCGGGGGUCGCUGACGGAUGUAUAUGAAACUGUGGAUCUCUCUUUCUCCUUUAUUCUCGCGGUUCAUGCUUAA
Aspergillus alliaceus is the source of this 1224-nucleotide messenger RNA. RefSeq lists its product as uncharacterized. NCBI's taxonomy places the organism in Eukaryota, Fungi, Ascomycota, Eurotiomycetes, Eurotiales, Aspergillaceae. Bases 1 to 1224 code for a protein of 407 amino acids. The record is from RefSeq and is a predicted model, not a curated record. The transcript is spliced from 6 exons. Gene Ontology annotation, cellular component: nucleus.